UAGCCGAGCCUUUUCAGACCGGCCCAGCAAAGUCAAGGGGCGGGGCGCUGUUCAGAGACGGAAGUAGCGUUGCCCUGCUCUGCGGCGCUCGGUUGCCAAGGUUUCCGACGAGGAGGGCGGGCUCCUGUCCUGAGUGGGUGGGUGAGCGAGGGGGAGCGGGGCUCUGCCUGCGUCCCCGGCUCGCGCUUGAUCUGGGGGUGCCCCAACCAUCACCAUGGCUUCGGCUGGGGCGGGGAUGACCGAGCGCGAGCGGGACGGCUGCCGGGAAGUGUUGGAGCUACUCCGCAACGACGACCUGAUGGCCUUGACAGAGACGGUCACCAACCGCCUCGUAGAACCGGACACCCGCCAAGAAGCCAUACGUGCCAUCUUGCUCUACAGCCAAAGUGCAGAAGAGCUGCUCAAGCGAAAAAAGGUCUUUCGAGAAACAAUCUUCAAGUACUUGGCAGCAAAAGGAGUUAUAGUGCCUCCUUCUUCUGAAAAGCACCAGCUUGUUCAUCAUGCAAAGCAGUACUGGUGUGAGCAGCUGAAAGAACCUGACUUGGAACAAAAACCCGUCAAUCCUAAUGAACGGAAACCUGAAAAGGGAGGGAAACAAGAUGGAGACAAACAAGACAAUGACAAAGAGUAUCAAAGUCUAGGAGAAGAAUUUUGUCAGUGGUUCUUUGAAAUACUGAACUCGCAGAACCCACUGCUCGGAGAAUCACAAGUCGAAUGGGGGCCGCAACACUUCUGGGAUGAUGUAGUGCUCAGGUUUUGUUACAGCACUUCAGAACAAAACACUGAAGAGUUCUCUGGUGCAGAAUUGGUGAGCCUCCGCUUACUGUCACUGGUGAAAGAAGAAUGCCUCUUUCUGAACCCCAACUUGAAUGCUGGUGGCCUGAAGUGCACAGCUUCACGACAUGGCCUGGUUGUGGUGGCAGUUGCUGGCACAGUUCAUAGAAAUACUUCUUGUUUGGGAGUCUUUGAACAAAUCUUUGGACUCAUCCGCUGUCCGUUUAGGGAAAAUACGUGGAAAAUCAAGUUUGUGAAUCUAAAAAUUGUUGGUCAGAAUGCUUUGGAACCUGGUACUGUUAUAGAAAGACCUUGCAUAAAAUAUGAGCAAGAAGAACUCCAGGAAUUCUAUGUUUCCAAGGAACUUGCCUUUGUUGAACCUCACAGAUUCUGAGCACUCUGGAUGCUACAGAAUGAAGGAGGAAAGUUUGUGGACCGAGGAAAGUUUGUGGACCAAGGAAAAUACAGCACAUGAGUGUACUUGAGCAUUCAAAUAACUUGUUUGCUUCUGAUUCUUGAGUCAAGCAUUUUGGUUGGAUAACAAGCUGAAGUAUUAUCUAAACUAGGGAUUGGCAGAUGUGGUUGCUGGACUGUCCCUUGGAGGGUACCAGCUGGCACAUUAUUUGCCAGUGCAGAAGAAAAAGGAAAGAUGACGAUACACUCAUCUUCUCUUUCACUUUUCCUUCCUUCCUUCCUUACUUAACCACAAGACAUUCGGGAGGUGGGUGGAAAGAAGCAUGUACCAGUGAGAGGAAGGAUGCAAAACUGAGAAGCAACCAUGCCAUGUCUAUCUAAGAGCUUCCUCUCCUUGGGUUACAGGAGUGUGAUAGAACGAUAAGAUUGUAAGGCCAUGAUUGCUAAUAUCUUUAGGUUGAUAAGAGAGAUCUAUUAUUGGUGACUUUUCCCUCCCCGAAAAAGUAGCUGUUCCACUAUAAAGAUGUACAAAUAGUGGCACAGUUAAGUAGUGCACUACUGUUAGCUGGAAAGUUGUGCACUACUGCUAGCUGGAAAUUUUUGUUUAUUUUUAAUUUGCACUCAUCAUUUAGUAUUUCUUCUUUAAACAUACUAAGUUUAAAUUUAAACUGCUGUUGAUCUCCGUGCAGGAAAUUUUUACUAUAUUCAAGAGUUUUAUGUUAAUAUCUUCAUCAAAAUUCUGCAUAAAUCCUACAUUUCAGGGUUCUCCAUAACAAAGUAUUUUUAAGUUGUAGAUGGUAUCUUCUAUUGUGUUAAGGGUUUUAUUAAACUGAACACACCUUUGAAAAGCAGUCUACAGUCAAAGCCUAUUGAAUCUAUUGCCUAAACUUGCCUAGUAACUAUAAUGCCAAAUUUAAAAUAGGAUGUUCAUGGGAUAAUCUGUGAAGCAAACAAGUUUCACUUUUCUGAAUUUGUGUAUUGGUUCCAUCUCCUAACUUGUUCUGCAUGAUGCCACGCAGUAAUUAGUGCAAUAUAGAAAAUAUAAAUAUGAAUUAGGAUAACUGUUAAACUUUUCAUUCCUUUUUUCUUUUUUGCUAAAGUUGAUGCACAUUCAAACUUAAUGGCUCUUGAGCAACUUUCUUCCAACUUGGGAUCACUAUGGACGAAACAGUUUAGGACUGCACUGUGACUUCCAAAUUAGUAAUAAAUCAUUGCUUAGAUUUCCCCACCCUCUUUUUUGAUGAGUGGCAGGAUAAUUGAAAAUAAAAAUGGUUGAAGUUCA
Messenger RNA from Hemicordylus capensis (graceful crag lizard), 2470 nucleotides. It is a transcript of the gene C3H3orf38, whose product is annotated as chromosome 3 C3orf38 homolog. Bases 215 to 1168 code for a protein of 317 amino acids. The transcript has 3 exons. NCBI's taxonomy places the organism in Eukaryota, Metazoa, Chordata, Lepidosauria, Squamata, Cordylidae. The record is from RefSeq and is a predicted model, not a curated record.